AUGGACGGCAGCCCGCAGAGACCGGCAACCCAGCGCUCGGCGUCCGCACCGAUGGCUGCGCACAGAACUUCAAGAGGUGCUAUGCGCGAUGCGUCGCCGCCGCGAACACCAGGGAUAGGACCAUCGAGGGCUCAGAAGGGCAAGACGUCGCUGCGCACGCUUGACACCCAGCGCGCGCCGGCAGCGCAAGAGACCUUCUUAGACGAUAGCACCCCAGUGGCUGGCCCAAGGUGGGAAGGGAGAGACCGGUACCGGGCCAGAGACUCCCACGACCUGUCCUUCAGCAAUAAUACCAGAUACUCGAUAGUGGACAACAUGCUCAUGUCGCUGGGCUCGCUACCGAACGGCAGCGCGUCAUACUCCGACCAGUUCGCGCAUUACAAGAAGUUCGAAGACUACGACUUCUCCAAUUCGAGUCCCACCUUCGCACCUCAGCACGCCGAUCGAUUCCCCGGCUAUACAUCCUCCCCUCUCCACACGGAAUACGAUCAGCCGAUGGGGAAUACUUCCAGCCGGUAUUCAAGGCAGCGCUCCCCUCGAGGCCGCAGAAGCAACAGUAGCUCUGAAUUCCGCGCUGGUCGCAGCAGGUUGGAUAGCGGAAGCUCCAAUGGCUACAAUACUGUGAAUGGGGCGACAGAAAAUUCGAGGAGAGGGACAAUAGCCGAUCAUAGCGCAUUAGGGCACGCUCGUGGGGGAGCAAAAAGGGGGAGCAAGAGCAGCGGAUCGUCAAGCGUGGAUUUUGCAUACAGCCAGGUAAUCGGGCCGAGUCGCCUUGGGAAUCGGUCGGCGAGCUUCGACCAGAGCUACGUAGAAAGGGCGCCGCGAAGUCCGCCCCAAAGGAUGUUGUCACACUCUGUGCUGGAUCGGGGACGGCCAAAAGUGGACGCCUACCGAGAGCUCGAUGACUUUUACAACGCGGCGCCACAGCCAACAGUGCCUACCGGGGCACGACGGCCUCAAGAACCGCCGACCUCACCUCCAGCUUUCUCAUCUCAACCGAUAUACGGUCCACUGGAAGCACCAGCGCCUCUGCCCAGGACGAGUAGUAAACCAGUCACAAGCAAUGGCUCCCGCAAUCCACCAUCAAGGGCCCCAGAGCCCCUCAACAUUCAAACAGCUGACACUGUCAACACCACCUAUUCCCGAACUCUACCUAUUCCCACAUUUACAGACCCACCGGCCCCAAGCCCGACCGUAGCCACGCGCAAACCUUCUGCUCCGAACCCACCGAGUACAAGCACACCCAAAGAGCGUCCGGGCUUCUUCAAGCGGAUGUUCGGAUCCUCCAAAUCCCAACCGUCUGGGUACUCUGAAAGUGCUCAGCACACCCCCCAUAUUAAAUCCCUCGACACAUCGCUAUCCGACAAUACCAUCACAUCCAGAUCGCAUGUCAACCAAACCCAAUCCUCUCAGCAAAAGGCGCUAUCAAAAGCCGCGUCUAAGGAAGCGACAAGCGUGUCGCAAGAACAGCCGCAAGCGGAGCCCGUCCGUCUGAAGAAGAAGCAGUCUUUCUUCAGGCGACGGAAGCUGUCGGUUGCAAGCCAGAUCCCACCACCCGUCCUUCCACUGCCCCUACAGCUUGCAAAGCCUGCGCAAACGAUGCCUAUACUGCCCAGCCCUUCGCGAAGCAGUUUGUUCAAAGUGAUGAAUCCGUAUCUGAGCGAAUCCAAGAGCCCGGUAAGCCCGGCGGAAGCGUACUUUGAUAGCCGGGAACACCAACCAAACACUGAGGACGAGGAAAACGAGCAACAACCGCACGGUUUCUCGCCGGGAUAUGCUCCACAUAAGGAUGCAGCCGUUCGUGCUGUCAAACCGGGCUCACGCGAUACUGACAGGAGCGUGCCGUCGAUCCGGGAUGAUGCGGUCAAAACAUCGCACUCGCCUGUCUCGGACUCGCCGAAACUCAAGCUGAAGAUGAAAACGAGUCGCACUUCUCGACUUCAACCACAAGAUCAAACGUUUCUUGCUGACAGCAGCGGUAAUGAAGAUAGAGAGGGAGAGCUUCAGUCUCAAGGUGUGAGCAGUCCAAGUUCCGGAUGCCCCGAGGAAGCGAGCAAAUCGCAGCUCAGCCCAGCAUCACCCACCUUCCAAUCGCAGCAGCAACCACAAUCCCUCAACUUCACGCCGCACCGAAAGACGGAUGUUGGUGAAAAGCGGACUGGAUUGCAAAGCCCAGAGCCUCUCGAGUUCAACAACUCACUACCUGCGGAGCUUGAAGAAGACGAAUGGGUAAUCACGACGCCGACACGGAAGGAGCCAUCGACAACAGCCACUUCGGGCAAGUACACUCGCGUCUGGCUCGCGCCUACCUCAUCGGAGGAGAAGCUCCGCGAAUUCUCCUACCUCUCCAUACCAAGUGAGAGUGCGACAACCUCAGACAAGCCCUCCCCUGCAAGCGAGAAUCCAUCGCCCAGCAUAACGAACGACGCCUUCCAGUCGGUAACCAGCUUGCCGGCCGUACACAUCCACGGUGACGGCGAUCCCGACCAUGCCGGCGAUGAUGAGGUCACAAUGGCCGCUGCUAACAGGGACGAGCCGACCGACGAGGACCGCACCACGGCGCUGAAGAUAUAUCACGGGGAGGAGGACUUCGUCAGCAAAGCGCGGGCAGCAGCUUGGCUGGGCGAGACUACAGCGCGGAGCGCCCGAACACGGAAGGCCUACAUGGAGCUUUACGAUUGGGCUGGACUCAAUCUUCUCUAUUGUAUGCGGGACCUCUGCGGCAAGCUGGUCUUGAAGGCGGAGACGCAGCAGGUGGACCGGGUGCUUGACGCAUUCUCGAGCAGGUGGUGCGAAUGUAAUCCUAAUCAUGGGUUCAAGGCGACCGAUGUUGUACAUACCAUCUGCUACUCGAUCCUCCUGCUCAACACCGACUUGCAUCUCGCGGACAUCGAGCAAAAGAUGACCCGCAGUCAGUUCGUCAAGAACACACUGCCUACCAUCCGCAGAAUAGCGAUAGAUGCAGCUCCUGAGGCGACGGAUGAGACAGUCCGAGCGCAAGGCACCAACCCUCGGGGCGCAAUGCCUUGGACCGAGCCAACGUCUCCCGGCCUGGAAUCUCCCACAAUCGAAGAGCGACCCUCACUAGAUGUCAAAAGAUCAAGGAACCGGCUGUCAAUGCGGCCACUACGCACCGACUCUGAUGGAGCAUCACCGGGACCCGACGGCACUCCAGCAGACAGCUGCAACGUGCUCAUCAAAGCGCCUUUUGAGGGCUCCCUGCGAAGCUGGGAAUUCCAAAUCGAGAUCGUGCUCAAGGAGUUCUACAACUCGAUCCGGCAGCAACGCUUGCCACUGCACGGUGCAAGACCCGAGCUCCUACCCGAGCCAUCGAGCAGCAACCUCUCCGUGCUCGCAGGUUCGAUGCUCCGCCGCACGCCUUCCGUGCUCAGCAAAGCGCCUUCCGAGAACCCCAGCUACCGCGGACGAGCCGGCGACUUCCGCAGCGCGACGUCCCGCUUCAACUCCAAAGGACGCUCGAAAGCCAAAGCAUACCCCGCCUCCACCAUCGGCUCCAGCCGCACCAGUCUCGAAGAAGCUUCAGUCUGGAGUCCCGCGGGCAGCAGCACCUGGAGCAAGUUCUCACUCGGCAAGACCCAACCCUCCAUGUCGAUGGAGUCACUCGGCUCCUUCUCCCACAAGGGCGACUACCAGCCCUCCUCGAUCGGCUUCGCCAACGCGUUGAGCCAGGCCAUCAUCCGCGAGGAGGGCACCACCGCCCCGGGCAGCCUCUCCGAAGAACCUCUCCGCGCAGCCCCGCUCCUCGAAGACGAAACCCUCGAGCUGGCCGGCUCGCCAUGGGCAAAGGAAGCGAUACUCAAACACAAAAUCCAUGGCGACAAGAAACUCAAGGAUCGCGGCUGGCACGACUGUUUCGCGGUGAUCGAGAAGGGACAUAUGCGCCUCUUCACCUUCAGCACCUCGACCAAGUCCGCGCGGCUCAAAGCCAAAGCCCGCAACGCGCCCGGCGGCAUCGUGGGCGGCGGGAACUGGACCGACAGCGCCGAGGAGCUUGCGGCGUUUUGCCUGCGCCAGACGCUCGCGAGCACGCUGCCGCCGCCCGGCUACUCGAAGGCGCGGCCGCACGUCUGGGCGCUGAGUUUGCCGACUGGAGCCGUGCAUCUGUUUGAGGUCGGCACGGAGGAUAUAGUGCGCGAGUUUGUGGACACGGCGAAUUACUGGGCGGCCCGCUUGAGCAAGGAGCCGCUUGUGGGCGGGGUCAGCAAUAUCGAGUACGGCUGGAGCGACGCCAUCGUUGGGCCUGUGGUGCAGAGGCGGCAGGAUAGUGCGCCUGAGGGAAGGGCGCCGGCGAGUAGCGAGGCGAUGUCGGUCAGGAGCGCGGAGUCGCUGGAGCAGGCUACAGGCUUGGCAUCUGCGAGAUCCAGACUGCCGGGGGAUAGGGCGACGCUCAGCGACUGGAAACAGCCGGCGAACAGCAUGAUGCCGAGUAACUUGAUGGAGGUGGACCAGCUGAAGGCACUGCGCGCGUAUGUCAAGAAUGUGGAGGAGGAGCUGGAGAGGCACAAUGAGCUUAGGGGCCCGAUGACGGUUGCGUUCUCCCCCCGCCACCCCAACGCCGCGAAAGCGAUGGCCAACUGGGAAGAAAAGUCCUCGUACCUGCUUCGCGAAAUCAUCAAGUUCAGCACCUACAUCGACGCGCUGACGGGCGCCCAGGCGCUCAAGGAGAAGAUCCAUGCGGAGCGAGAGGCUGCCGAGAUGGCGAAGACGGCGAAAGAGAAGGAGAAGGAGGUGCUGGAGGCGAAUGAGAUAGGGCCACGAGAAAGAGAUGACGAAGAGAAAGGCAUGUUGGACGUGCCUGUCCGAGAGGCGGACGGCGCGCUGGAUGCCUGA
Messenger RNA from Coniosporium apollinis CBS 100218, 4851 nucleotides. RefSeq lists its product as uncharacterized. The transcript is spliced from 3 exons. The coding region runs from base 1 to 4851 and encodes 1616 amino acids. Gene Ontology annotation, biological process: regulation of ARF protein signal transduction. Gene Ontology annotation, molecular function: guanyl-nucleotide exchange factor activity. The record is from RefSeq and is a predicted model, not a curated record. NCBI's taxonomy places the organism in Eukaryota, Fungi, Ascomycota, Dothideomycetes.